UUGUCUACCGCGGCAUCUCCGGGAAUCUUCCGUAGUUAAUUAUCGGGAAAAUGAUAUGUUGGAACUGUUCCAUAUUUCUUUUAAACAAAGGAAGAGAGAAUACGCUUAGAAAAAGAUGAACUCCAAGCUUGUUAACGAGCUCUUUAAGCAGACGAAGGAAGCUGUUUCCCGUGCAUAUUGUCCAUAUAGUAAUUUUGCCGUCGGUGCAGCCCUUCUCUGUGAUGACAAAAAAACAGUUAUACAGGGAGCAAAUGUCGAGAAUGCCUCAUACAGUGUCGGUAUAUGUGCCGAACGAACUGCCAUAGUGAAAGCCAUUACUUCCGGACACAACAAAUUUAUGGCCUUGGGUGUCAUGUGUCACAAAGGAAGAGUGAGUCCUUGUGGCAUUUGUCGUCAAAUGAUUCGAGAGUUUUCAAAAACACUUGAUAUUUAUAUGUUCGAAUUGGAUGGAACAUAUACAAAGGCUUCCAUUAAGGAUCUACUGCCAGACUCGUUCGGACCAGAAGAUCUUUAAAUAAUGCGAAAAAUAAAAUAGACCGUAGUAUUUUUAUUACUGAAAUAGCAUGCACAGGACAGUCGUAUCAUCUACUUUUCCCCCAGUAUACCGAUAACCUACUGUCUGCGCAGCCCGAGCGAAUGGAGACAACCAGACUUCAUCGCGAGAAUUCGAGACUGCUUGUUGACAAAUCGUCUUCACUAUUUUAUCAGCCAAGCUCUGCGGGUCUUGGCUUGGAGAAGAAAUGAGCUGACGAACAAUGUUGGCACAGUCCUCAGCUUCCAUGUUAUCGAAAAGACCAUCCGUAGCAACAAUAACUACAUCAUUCUGAAGGAUA
Molecule: messenger RNA, 833 nt
Organism: Schizosaccharomyces japonicus yFS275
Lineage: Eukaryota; Fungi; Ascomycota; Schizosaccharomycetes; Schizosaccharomycetales; Schizosaccharomycetaceae
Product: cytidine deaminase Ccd1
Exons: 5
Coding region: 116-514 (132 amino acids)
Biological process (GO): carbohydrate derivative metabolic process; pyrimidine-containing compound metabolic process; nucleobase-containing small molecule metabolic process
Cellular component (GO): cytoplasm
Molecular function (GO): hydrolase activity; identical protein binding; cytidine deaminase activity
Source: RefSeq, a predicted model, not a curated record